AUGGUCCAUGUUCGCUUGGACGCAGUGGCAAAUGCUAUGAAAUCUCAUAUAACAGCUACUGAUUUAACUGAAACACUAGAUGAAGACAUGGGUAGGACAUACAAUGCAGUUACCGCCGCAGCAUCUGUGGCUGCAGUAUGGCCACAGCUACACCAAGGUGUACCUUUGCGACAGCUUACUCUCGAUCCAUACACAGUAUCUGAAGUUCUUAGACUCCAUUUCCUAUCUUCCGGUGCCAAGACGAACAGUGCCGACGCCAAAUACCGCUACCAACAGAGGGGUGGAUAUACACCCCUGGAUGAUGCCGGAUUAGAGUUUCGUAUGACGGAGUCUGGGAUAUUAAGGACAUUGUCCACUGGAAAUUUAUUUGACCUCUCACCUGGUGAAAAGCUGAAGAUAUUGUCUGCGCUGUGCGGGCAUCUGAUGACGUUUGUCACUUGUCGGGAUUAUAUAGAAGACAGUUUCGAGAAAUGGCGGACGACCAGAAAGGAGUGGCGAGAGAACCAGACAGCUGAACAGAGACGAGGCAAGGAAGAGGCUUCUGCUAGAUACAAACAACGACAAGAAGAGAGAGCCAAGGAGAAAGAAAGAGUAAAGGAACGCAAAUUAAAGAAACAAAUGCUGAAAGAAGAAAUGUUAAGAAAGGAUGAGCAGGGAAAGGGACAGACGAACGACAAAAAUAAUGAAAAUGGGAAAUUGGGAAAGGAGAAAAUGGAGGCUGAUGAAGAUGAUAAACCGAAGAGACGCUUGACUAGGGGAAUGGAGAAAGAAGAGGAGUUAGAAGAGAAGAUGGAAGUUGAUGACAAUGAUGGUGCGGGACUCGCUCCGGAGGAGGAGAAGGAAAGACAAAAGAAACUGCUAGAAGAAGAAGUCAAGAAAAGAAAGGAGUUUCAUAAGAAGGAUCGAGAGUUGUUUGAACAACUGCAGGACAUGAUAUGCAAGUAUAAUCUGACUCCACUCGGUCAGGAUAGGAUCUAUCGUCGUUUCUGGAAAUUCCAAAGCAUCCCAGGAUUGUUUGUGGAAUGUGACAGGGAAUACUUGGAUGAAGACGUUCUGCAUCCUGUAGAACAGACUUUUAAAUCUAACCCAUUCACACCUUACAGCUCAUCUCAGGAAUCAAAAGAGCAAGUUGGCGAAGCGUCAUCUGCGGAUAAAGGUGAGGACUGUGAUACAUCGACGGCUAGUAACAAAGAAAAUGAGGAAAACAAUUUGGAAAUGAGAGAAGAAAACGGUGAAAGCAGAGACGGAAAAACUAUUUUAAAUGAGAGUGGCUCUCAAAACGGUUCAGUGAAAUUGAACGCUGUUGAAGCUCCUAAACUUGAAAACUUUGACCCAUGCAUGCUCAACUUCAGUCACAGUCAGUGGUCAUUUUACGCAAACACAGAUGAUGUUGAUAGACUUAUAAACACGUUGAACCCUCGUGGUUACAGGGAAGGCGCCUUAAAAGAGGCCCUUCUCUUACACAAAAAAAGCAUCAUGGAGGGCGUGCAGAAAUGCCCUAUUGAGAAGUUGCGCAUUCCGAAAACAGAUCAUGAAGCUCCAUCAGCAGUCGCUGCAGCUAGCACGGAUGUGAAGCCGGCUAAACCCAAGCAGGUGAUUGUCAAGUUGAGUGGCAAGAAAACUGGACUGGUGUCAGAAGGGCACGAGGACUCAUCGGCGGGGUCAGAGACUUUGGAGUUGAGUCUGCGUGAACAGUUGCUCGAUUUGGAAGAGAGGAUUUACACCGGGUCAUUAGGCUGUCUGAAGAUUGAAGACAGAAAUGCUUGGAUCAAAGCUAUAGAAAAUGGUAGUUAUGAUAUGCAAUGUCGAGAGUUGACGUGGGGACCGUGGUGGGCCCGGCACAAGAUGGAUGACAAGGAUACAGGCGCUGAAUCAAUGGAGUUAGGCAUCAAUGAAGUGUCAGUUGGAGAACAUUCAUUACCACAGAAACAAAAAGACAGGGUGUCAGAACUGAAACGAUCGGAAACUCCCACUGGCUCCACUCGCUGCAGUACACCAAGUACCGUGGACCACGUAGUGAAGGACUUAUCAUGUGCAUUGCUACAAAUUGCACAGGGCAUUGAACCAAAGUACCUCAAACCACCUUUGGGUGAAGAUGAAGCCACCAAGAAGUCAAAACAAAAGGAAGCUCAGGAGAAGGCGAUGAAAGAAUUCCAGGCAAUGGUGGCACAGAGUAAAAAAGGCAAAAAGAAGGACAAGAAAAAGCAAGAACAAGCUGAAGCUGAGAAAGGCAACGAGAACAGUGAUGAAGAGUCAUCGUCCUCCGAUGAAGAGUCUGAACCUUCCAAGCCUGAGAAAACUAUCACAGAGCGAUGGCAGGAGUCCCUGAUGUCCUCCUCCAGCAUUCCUCAGUUGUUCCUCCACAUGGCGACGCUAGAUUCCUCUGUUAUGUGGUCCAAGUCCAUCCUGCAUGCCAGAUGCAGAAUAUGCCGUAGAAAGGGCGACGCUGAACGUAUGUUACUAUGUGAUGGUUGUGACCGUGGUCAUCACAUGUACUGUCUUAAACCGCCUGUCAAGUCAAUACCUUCUGGUGAUUGGUACUGCGUUGACUGUCGUCCAAAGAUUGUCAAACAAAAUAGUAGACGGCGAAGAAAGUCCACCUUGGAAGAUUAUGAUUCGUCCAAUGAUGAAGAAGAGAAAGAAGAAGCUGAUGAUGAUGAUGAAAGUAGCAGGAGUGAAGCUGAAUCAUCAAGCGAAGAUGAAAGUGAAGAAGAGGAUAGUGAUGAUGAUGAUGAAUGCAAUGAUGAUAGUGAUGAGAGUGCUGAAGCAAGCUCUGAUUCAGACGAUGAGAGUAAUAACAGCGAGGAGGACAGCCAUUGUGACGAGUGUGCAAAGUGUGGCAGAGAAGGUCAGCUGAUCCUGUGUGAGACGUGUCCCUCAGCAUAUCAUUUAAAGUGUGCCAAUCCACCACUGAAGAAAAUCCCAGCCGGCAAAUGGAUAUGUGAAGUAUGUACCGACAAAUCACAGAAAAAGCCGACUGGUAUCAAAUUCAAAGGCCCAGCAAAGUCCAAGUCAGGUAAAUCAACUCCAAGUUCUGUGACUGGUAGGAGUAAGAAAGUUUCUCCUGAAGUAAAAACUGGUGCUGAGAAACGAUCACGUAUUAGUGCCCGAGCGACUGGAAAGGAGAAGCCUCGCUCAGCUUCCCUGCCUCGGGCACGAACUGAGGGGCGAACCAAAAGAGCCAGAGAUUCUGGGAGCUCCGAUUCUGAGUCUCCAAGAAGAGGAAGCAAGAGGAUGAAAGAAGGACAACCAAAAAAGAGGUUUGCACGAAAAGAUUCCUUUUCUUCUGAAGAUUCAGGCCCGUCUUCUCGUCGCCUCCCUACAAGUUCUUCGCGAGGCAGUGAGUGGUCCAAACAGAUGAAGUUGUGUGAACAGUUGAUCAAUGAUGUGAUUAGACACAAAGAUGCAUGGCCGUUUCUACAACCUGUCAGCAAGAAAGUGGGAGUAGCAGAGAAUGUACCGGUACAAAGGUUGAAUCCGAGCAACAAUAUACUUGCACCAGCGUAA
Saccoglossus kowalevskii is the source of this 3507-nucleotide messenger RNA. Its product is annotated as bromodomain adjacent to zinc finger domain protein 1A-like. The record is from RefSeq and is a predicted model, not a curated record. Gene Ontology annotation, molecular function: protein binding; DNA binding. Gene Ontology annotation, cellular component: CHRAC; nuclear chromosome. NCBI's taxonomy places the organism in Eukaryota, Metazoa, Hemichordata, Enteropneusta, Harrimaniidae. Gene Ontology annotation, biological process: positive regulation of DNA replication; regulation of heterochromatin formation; regulation of DNA-templated transcription.